This is a messenger RNA of Ictalurus furcatus (blue catfish), 600 nucleotides long. RefSeq names its product BCL2 like 16 (gene bcl2l16). Gene Ontology annotation, biological process: extrinsic apoptotic signaling pathway in absence of ligand; intrinsic apoptotic signaling pathway in response to DNA damage; regulation of apoptotic process. Bases 1 to 600 code for a protein of 199 amino acids. Gene Ontology annotation, cellular component: mitochondrial outer membrane. Gene Ontology annotation, molecular function: protein heterodimerization activity; protein homodimerization activity. The record is from RefSeq and is a predicted model, not a curated record. Lineage: Eukaryota; Metazoa; Chordata; Actinopteri; Siluriformes; Ictaluridae. The transcript is spliced from 2 exons.
AUGGGCCUAAUAGAUAACCCUUUGAUUGGCCAGGGCCUUUCCAGCCCUGAUCCACUGGUUCGAGAGGCCUACUUGAUGGUCUAUGAUUAUAUUAACUAUGUAACAGCCAAACCAGGCACACCGCUAGGCCCGGCACCCUCUCAAGCCUCAGCAGCAUUGCGUCACGCAGGAGACGAGCUCCUCCAGCGCUUCCCGAUCUUCUUCCGUCGCUGGCCACGGGUCUUCCGGGACGUGACAGAGGAGACAGCAUGUUCUACGCUGCUGUCCAUCCUGGACGAGCACUUCUCUCAGACGAGGCGCGGGGACCUGGCCUGGAGCGCCGUCCUCUCUGUGUUUGUGCUUGCUGGUCAGAUGGCACUGCACUGCCAGCAGAAUGGCAUGGAUAGAGUUCUGCCCCAGCUCCAGCAGUCUGCAGGCAACUAUGUUGAGAGAAUCAUCUGUCCUGCGAUCAGAGACAAGGGAGGAUGGUCAGGUUUUGUGGCUCGCUUUGGGGAGAAGCAGACUUUGGAAGGCCAGAUAAAGAAGGUGUGCUGCUGGAGUUUGCUAACACUGAGCAUGGGGAUCCUCGCCUACUUCCUGUGGAAAAGAAGAAUCAUUUAG